UAAGUAGUCUCUCCUACAUCUAUAUCUAUGGUCAUACUACUGAAAGUGAUUCAUUUUCUACUCUACAUAGCCAGCUAGCUUGGCACACCUACUAUGCUUUGAUGGAUGAUUACACUAGUUUGACAUUCCUUCUGUUUGUGGGGACAUUCACCAUAGCUGUAAAAGCCCAGCAGUUUACAAUUGAGCCUGAGUCAGUGGUACAAGCCGAGGGAUUAUUGGCAGAGUUUGAGUGCCUGUCUCCUGGAACAUCAGCUCAUGCUUGGCUUGUGAAUGGUGUUGAGUCUACUAGCCCUGACUUUUUAUCUGAAUUCAGAAUAGCUGGAGGCACUGCAGGUCGUCCCUCAGUGCUGACCAUCCCAGCCAGUUCACAGUUCAGCAACAGUGUCAUUCAGUGUUCAGUAUUUUCACGGAGUGGUGAAACUUUGUCAAGGAAUGCAACGUUGAUAGUUGAGCGUGUAAUUCUUGUGGUGUUGAAUGGUGAAACUAAAAUUACUGUCUCCGUAAUGAAUUAUUUCGCUAUGAAUAACCUCGCCUAUCGUGUGGACAUCUCCCUGGUGCCUCUGGUCAUCACCAAUGAGAUGGUUGCACUUCCUCCUCUAAAUGGGAUUCAAAAUCAAGUGCAGUUUAAUUAUCAACAACUUAAGAACCACACUAUCUGUGAUACAUUCACCUUCACUGUGACUCCAUUUAGUGAGUCAGGAAUGGAAUGAGGAUCCAGUGAACCGGUCACUGGGUUCUUUACAACAGUAACAGAUAAUAACGAUGUCGCUCCCCUCAUCAGUCAGGGAAGAAAUGUGUUGAGGAAAAUAAUACAUCUCGGUGAUAUGGUACCCAACUGUACCAACUUCACCUCCUACCAAGUGACCUCUGACAUAUCACCACCCUUCAAUAAGACCAUCGAAGAUCUCCAAAUGAUAAAUAUCUCUCUUCCCACUGACCGAAUAAUCAUAAUCUCUGUGACGCUUACUUCGAUCACGGGUGUGCGCCUCAUAUUCAAGGACAUGCUAAUCAGAACAACUGAUGUUCAAAAUUUGAUUGUAGACGUUUGCCCUAAAAAAAACUGUGCAAGUAUUGAGUAUGUUGAAGGUACCCUCUCUCCCGGAGCUCUUGUGUGUGUGAUACGUAUCAUUGAUGGAGAGUUGGAUUUUCAAAGCAUAAGACUAGUGCCAAUUCGACGGAAUAUGAGUGACAAUUUUACCAUCCCGGUGGCUGUUAGUGGAAAGUACAGUGUGGUUGCAUUUGACCUUGAGAACAACA
Molecule: messenger RNA, 1257 nt
Organism: Halichondria panicea
Lineage: Eukaryota; Metazoa; Porifera; Demospongiae; Suberitida; Halichondriidae
Exons: 6
Coding region: 102-710 (202 amino acids)
Source: RefSeq, a predicted model, not a curated record